Trichoderma harzianum CBS 226.95 is the source of this 330-nucleotide messenger RNA. RefSeq lists its product as hypothetical. The record is from RefSeq and is a predicted model, not a curated record. Lineage: Eukaryota; Fungi; Ascomycota; Sordariomycetes; Hypocreales; Hypocreaceae. Bases 1 to 330 code for a protein of 109 amino acids. The transcript has a single exon.
AUGUCGACACCUACUGACACUCCCUUGACAUUGUUUUGGUCGCCUGGAGCUUGCUCUUUUGUACCUCACGUUGCGUUAUGUGAAACUGGACUCAAACAUGACCUAGUUCUUGCUAAGGUCGGACAUAUGACGAAGGAAUUUGAAGCAAUCAACCCAAAGCGCCGCGUACCAGUUCUAAUAAUGGGCAGUGAGGUCAUUACGGAGAUGGCAGCCGUCCUCAGUGCGAUUGCAACUGCUGCACCAGACUCACACAUCUUUGGGAGGACUCCUCUCGAAAAGAUUCGAGUAUACGAAUGGCUCAACUAUCUGUCAACCACGGCGCAUGGUUAA